CACAGUCACAUAGCAGUUUAGCAUUUAGCAUUUGGAUCAUUGACACUUCCUGCUGGAUCAAUACGUUUGUUGUUUUCUUUAGCCUGCUGGGAAAAGGACUGACAGAGUAAAACAACCUCUGUCACUGCCCCCUGGUACGCCUGAAACAUGGCUCAAAUCCAGAGCGUGCAGAAGAAGACCAGCACCAUGUCCCUGACCAUCUCCUCCUCCUCGUCAUCCUCCUCUCGAGAGCUCUCCUCCUACUCCUCCACCGCCUGCUCCUCCUCCACCGUCCUCGCUCAGAGACACUCCAGCCUGGUGCAGCCGCUCAGUGUCAGCCCUCAGAGGACUCAGAGUCCCCUCUACAAUCAACAGUACUCAGGGAAUGGAGUGCCCCCUACGUUUGUCAAGUGCCUCCACGAUGUCUCCACGGUGAACGGCCAGCUGGUGGUCCUGGAGUGCAGACUGAGGGGGACUCCUCCCCUGCAGGUCCUGUGGUACAGAGAGGACGAGCAAGUGCUGGACUCGGAUGAUUUCAGGAUACUACGCAAGAAGGCCAGCUCUGCAUCUGUGCCCGAGGAGCUGUGUACAUUGGUGAUCACAGAGGCCUUUCCAGAAGACUCCGGCCUGUUUAAAUGUGUGGCCCACAACCCCUUCGGCACAGUCUCCUGCUCAGCAAUGCUGGAAGUUUACAAUGACCUGGAGGAGCAGCUGGAGGUGGAGGCUGUUUGUCAGCAGGAAGCGGUUUCUGUCCAACAGCAAAAGGAGGCGGCGUUCCAACAGGAGACUUCCUCCUUCAGAGAGAGCAGCGAAGACUUUCCAUCUGAGCUGCCUGAAUCCAUGACCCUCCCCCCGCCUGAGUGGCCGGACAGCUCUGUGGAGGAUAACGUCCCUACUGCAGAUCUUCCAGAGCCGCAGCCGGCCAACCACUCCUCUGAGGACCCCUACGGUGGCAGCAAGGAGGGAAGUGCCCUGAGCUCAGAGGACCAAAGGUCACCAGAGGUCACUGUCCUUUCCUGUACGCCCAGCCCUCCCCCUCCACCCUCACUACCACCACCAGCCCAAGUGCAGGAGAAAACCCAAACACCCAAGCUGUUCACCCCAAGCAAGCUCAGUUUCACUUCCUCCCAGUCAGGAGGCAACAACAUGAACUUAUCAGACCUGCCCACCUUCACUCCCAGCGUCUUCCCUCCCAGUGCCUUUAACUAUGAGCGACCGAGGCAUUUCAUCCAAUCACAGCCGGCCUUCCAGGCACCCAGCUAUGAAAGUGUUCUGAAAGAGGCCCAGGAGAACCAGAAUAACUCCCAACAGAACCUCAGUAGCUUCCAAAAUAGUCCCAAUGUUAUGGAGACACAGAGUCAAGCUAAAAUGAGGUCUGCACAAAGCCAGUCCUUCUCUCAAACUCAGUCCAUGUCCAGGUCCUUGUCACAGACCCAGUCUCAGUUUCAAACACUAAGCCUCAAUCAGAACCAAACCCAGUCUGCCCCGCAGCCACAGAUCCAGAGUCAGAUCCAGAUCCAGACCCAGGCCAACGGCACAGCCAAGUCCUCUCCCUCCUCAUCAAGUCUCAGCUCUCCGAUCUCCACCCCGGCUUCCUCUUCUGCACCUCCUCUCUCCUCCGCUGCCCCCUUGCUUAGUCCCUCUGCCACCACCGCCUCUUCCUCCUCUUCCCCUGCCUCCUCAUCCUCUCUCCCCCGCACCACCAUGCGUUCCACCAUCACCCUUACCCCCAGCAUCCCCAGUGCCACCGGCCUUGGUAGCGCCACCCUGCCAGCCAAUCAGGACACCAUGUCAGCACCUGCUGCCUACCUCUGCUCCGUGCUGCCCUCCCAGUCCGCCUUCUCCCCUUUUUCUUCCUCCAAGCUGUCUCCCAACUCCAACCGUCUCCAGCCCUCCAUCUCUCCCUCCCCCGCCCGCUCCCCACUUGCCCCCUCCAGCCCUCUCCUCCCCAUCAGGACCUCCUCUUCUCCUUCAUCCCUCCCUCAGCAGCCUCUGCCUGUGUCCCCUUCCCUCCCUCACUCCCCUCUCUCUCCUUCCUCCUCCUCCUCCUCUCUCCCACAGCCAAACACUCCCAAUGGUCAGAACAGAGUGCCGCCUGCUGUGGUCUCUCUGCCCGCCAGCUACAAGGGAGGACCAAGCAUCCUUCCCAAACCCAUCCUGAAGAAGUCUGUUACUCCUCGGCCUUCUUCUGCUCGCUCCACAGAUGAAGACAUUCAGGGCUCCAAAGACGCCCUCAUUCAGGAUCUGGAAAAGAAGCUGCGCUCAAAGGAGGCCCGGAGGAGAAGCAACCAGAAACUGUCCUAUGAGGAGCGUAUGGCUCGUAGGCUGCUGGGUCCAGACAACGCCAACUACAUGUUUGACCAAGACGGUCUUUCAGACUCACAACUCGACCAGCCAGAGUCACCAGAAGGAAGACACACAGGUGGACUAUGGGGGAGGCGCCACUCAGGGACAGAUAGGGGAAAUGAGGGCUCAGCUAUCCAGGAGAAAUGUUACGCUCCUCGCUUUCUGCAGAUCCCUUCAGACCUCACUGUAGAGGAGGGACGCUUCUGUAGGAUUGACUUCAAGGUCGGAGGACUGCCUACUCCAGAUGUCUGCUGGUACCUGGACGGUAAAGCCAUUCGUCCAGAUGACUACCAUAAGAUGCUGGUGUGUGAGAAAGGGAUGCACUCAUUCAUCAUAGAGAUCGUCACUGUGCACCAUGCCGGCGUUUAUGAGUGUGUGGCUAGGAACCGAGCAGGGGAGAGCAGAUUCACCAUGAAGCUCGAUGUAUUAGCCCAGGAGGCUCUCCGUCCUCCCACCUUUGCCCAGAAGAUGUCGAACUCCAGAGCUUUAGAGGGCGACACUGUCAGGUUAGAGUGCAAAGUCGACGCUUCACCUCCUCCGCAGCUCUUCUGGAAGAAGGAUAAAGACAUGCUGCGGAUUGACCCAAACAGAAUGAGUCUGUAUCAGGACGGUUCAGGCCGGCAGUGCUUGUUGAUAGAGAGAGUGAUGAAGUCUGAUGCUGGUUGGUACACUCUUUCUGCCAUCAAUGAAGCUGGAAUGUCCACAUGCAACGCCAGGCUGGAUGUCGGCACUCGCACAGCCCCGGCCAUGAAAACGGCGCCCCCUGGCUCAAAGACUUUGACGCUUCUGUCCUCUCUGAGCCACAUGCCUUCUCUGACUGUGGAGAGCCCCGCCCAGCACACGGCCCCCCUGUACGAGAGCGAAGAGCUGUAGAGCCACACUGAUCCUCAGAUAACGAUAGCACAACUCAGAGGUGUAAAACUGGACCGCAGUCUGUAUUUACUGUCAUUUUAAGGCAGACCUGGCUACUAAUCAUGCUUUGGUUCAGAUUUACAGCAUCGCAGCAGAACAGGACACUGAAAUUUGAGGCUAAUCCAGAUCAAGUUAUUUAAACAACCAACAUUUACAAGGCUGAUAAACUCUACAAUCUAAUUUCAAAUUUCUCAAAGAGCAGCCACAUUUUUAAGAUUAAAGUGUAUUUACAGAAGAAUGUUUUAAUUACACUAUGAUAUGGUAGUUCAUUGGAAAAACUUUAGAUUUAUCUUGCAAAUACACUCAAAGCAACCCUCCUUUCAUCCAUUAGAGGUUACGUGUUACGGAAACAACAACCCUAAGCAUAAGGAGCAGUCGGUUGCUUCUUGGAGAGAAAUGUUUCCAUAGUCAAGUGCCUUCUAAGCUAAAAUAAUCACACCUCAUACUGUCCAUCUGCUGCCGUUUGUCACCGCUGUGCCUGUCCUUUCUCUGUCUGCUUGUUGUCUAAGGCUGCAGAGCUGAUGUUUGAUCCAUGCCUGUAAGCCUGUCUUCAUCUGCCUGUCUGCUCCGCUCUCAGAAUGGUGUCUCGGUCACGGAUGUAUUAAUAGACCUGGAUACGGCACAGCAGAGUCGGUCAGUUUUAUCUUAGCAGCCCACUACAAUAUUGCAAACACAAAAUUAACUCCAGUACCCACAAUCCAACACUGCCAACAUCCAACACUGCACUUUAAUUCAGUCUCCGGCUCUUCUUUCCUCCACUUUGUUGCUAUAAUGUUUUUGUGUUUGAGCCUCCAAAUUGAAGUUGUUGUCCUUGAACUACAGCUGCUGUUGCUUCUGAUGACGUGUGUGUCUGUAAAGCUCCGUGUACUGGAAUAGAUUGUGAUCUCAGAUGUCACAGCUGGUUACUGCUCAGAUUCUCUGCUGUGGUAUAAAUUCAGUCUAAUAUGUGUUUUUAAAGUUGGUUUCUAAUAUACAGCGUAUGUGAAUGAAGCUAUUUAUUUGAACUGAAGUUAUUAGUUAUCAGUGUUGGGGUUUGCAGUCGCCCCUCUCCUGGUCUGCAAAAGGCUGCAACCAGAGGUAUAUCAUAUCAGUGAGUUGGGCAAAGAGCAACGGGCUGCCAUUCUGAUACCCAGCAUCUACGACUGAACACAAAACCUCAUCUGCACUCAAAGGUACACUCAGAACUAACUCACUCUGAAAAGUUUACAUUUUAUCACAUCUGCAGUGCAGAUAAGACGUGUUUUUACAAUUUAUUCAAGAGGAGAAAAGCUUUUUUUCUCCUUCAGUGCAGGCAUGCAUCGUUGAUUCUGCACGUUCAGUUGAAAAGACAGUAUCAGUAUGUCAGCCGUGGCUAUCUGCCACGCUCUUCAUUUGUGACCAGAGCCUUGCAUAGAAAGAGCCAUCAAAUAGAGCCUUGAUCUGCCUGUUAUUUUCACUCUGCUUGUUAUUGCCAGCAAAGAAGCACAAAAAAAAGAAAACUGGUACUUUUUGGCUUGAUCUGCAUGCAAACAGAAAAUCCGGUAUUUAACCCUGUGUAGCCACAGUUCACUCUGAUGCCCCUAUAUUCCUGAGAUUUAGGUCACAAGAUGAAAGUCAGGAUAAAUAUUACAUUUUCUGCCUCAAAUUCUAGUUGGGCUUCAUUUAAAUAUUUAAACUGCCUUUUACUCAGAACGAAUGGGUCUAGAUAAUGCAUUUCUACAGUUUGUCCAGAUGUUCGGAUCAAACAGGGUUAAACACUGGAUUUGCUUAAAGCACCAGAAGAGUUUCGGUAACUUUGGCCCCCUCUGUUAUGAUUUUAAACUGCAGGUAGUGGUGUGUAUACUCCCCAAUUAUUGUUUGUUGUGUAAGUUCUACAUAUCACUGGAUGAAUGAGGAAUAAAGUUAAUGUGACCUUGA
This is a messenger RNA of Plectropomus leopardus (leopard coralgrouper), 5133 nucleotides long. RefSeq names its product myotilin (gene myot). Gene Ontology annotation, cellular component: plasma membrane; axon. The record is from RefSeq and is a predicted model, not a curated record. Gene Ontology annotation, molecular function: cell-cell adhesion mediator activity. Lineage: Eukaryota; Metazoa; Chordata; Actinopteri; Perciformes; Serranidae. Gene Ontology annotation, biological process: dendrite self-avoidance; homophilic cell-cell adhesion; axon guidance.